UCUAUUUACCCCCCUGAAUUUUCUUUUCUGCCCGCCUACCCUAACGAACACUUUCAUCUCCUUCGAUCUUCUUCUUCUCCGCCAGGAAAUUCACGAUGAUGAUGGGAAAGCGCAAGGGCUUUGAGUUCCAGAUUACCAUUACAUGCACUGGAACAAAUGAGAUGGAUAAUAUGAUCUAUCCCUUCUGAUGGCAGCUAAUCAGCAACUUUUGCACGAAGUUUACAAUUUUACAGUGCUGAUGCAGAAAGAAAUUCUUCUGUUCUCUCUUCAUCUCGUCCUGUUGUGAGCAGGGCAUUGAUUGAAGAGGAGUGGGAACUCUUCAAUAUAAGUCAAUGAAGCAUAUUGUGAAAAUUAUGACGUUGUUGGUGGCCAUCUCUGCCUUGUGGAUUGGUCUCUUACAGACAUCAAUUAUCCCACGUAGUCAUACUUGGUUGCUACCAAUAUAUUUCAUUGUGUCUCUAGGAUGCUAUGGGCUCCUAAUGGUUGGAGUUGGUCUGAUGCAAUUUCCAACUUGUCCUCAAGAAGCAAUAUUGUUGCAGCAGGAUGUAGCUGAGGCCAAGGAGUUUUUGAAGCAGAAAGGGGUCGAUGUGGGUGGUUGUGAUUGAUUCUGCACACAGUGUUCUGCCUCGGUGUUUCGAUACAAAGAAAAGACCUAAUUAAAUGCAGAAUCCAUUGAACUCCGCUCAUUCUAGCAGUGGUAUGGUGGAAGACUUCAUAACAGUUCAUUGCUUCCACCUGAUGGGAAAAUUGGGAAGGUUUUACUAGGUGAAGCAAUGAACCCCUUUGGAGUUCUUAACUUUAACAACAAACAUUAAGCCUUUUGGCUUAUUGAAUUGUGGGAAAUAGAAAAAACUUUGGAAAGUGUACAUGUUAUAGUUAAUCAUUUCCUGUUUAUGUCUCAGAAAAAUUUGUAUCCUUUGUUCUUUUUGCUACAAGUAUACAGGCUUUUAUCAA
Prunus persica (peach) is the source of this 954-nucleotide messenger RNA. Its product is annotated as dolichol-phosphate mannosyltransferase subunit 3. Gene Ontology annotation, biological process: GPI anchor biosynthetic process. Gene Ontology annotation, cellular component: endoplasmic reticulum membrane; dolichol-phosphate-mannose synthase complex. The record is from RefSeq and is a predicted model, not a curated record. The transcript has 5 exons. The coding region runs from base 333 to 605 and encodes 90 amino acids. NCBI's taxonomy places the organism in Eukaryota, Viridiplantae, Streptophyta, Magnoliopsida, Rosales, Rosaceae.